AUGGUCCAUACUGAAAAUCGCGUGCUUGUGAAUAAAGUUGAUGAUGGUUCAAUGUGCAGUGAAGUGAUGAAGUAUUUGGACAGGAUUUGUGAUGUAGAAGGAUUACCAGUAACAGAUAAGGAACUGUGUAAAAAACAAAUUGUCAAGGCGCUGAAGAAAGAUCAAAAAGUUUCGUUAGCUAUAGAACGGCCAAUGACUACGGAUAGAAUACGCCAAGUACAGGAUCUACUGAAAAGGCUGGAAACUCAACCGCCAUCUGUUGUUUUGGAGAUGGAUGUUAGGGAUAUAAUAGCUAGAUACAAUCAAAGAUUGCAGAAGGGAGAAAUUGCCAAGGAGGCGGUGAGUUUACUGUGGAACCAUUAG
Molecule: messenger RNA, 363 nt
Organism: Cylicostephanus goldi
Lineage: Eukaryota; Metazoa; Nematoda; Chromadorea; Rhabditida; Strongylidae
Source: the annotation of a GenBank genome assembly